This is a messenger RNA of Scophthalmus maximus (turbot), 2477 nucleotides long. Its product is annotated as coiled-coil domain-containing protein 89. Lineage: Eukaryota; Metazoa; Chordata; Actinopteri; Pleuronectiformes; Scophthalmidae. The coding region runs from base 134 to 1210 and encodes 358 amino acids. The transcript has 7 exons. The record is from RefSeq and is a predicted model, not a curated record.
CGGCUCCGUCAGACGGUUGCCAUUAGCGACCGAGCAACUGAAACUUCCGAGAUGCCUUUUUACAUAAAGUGGAACUGAGCGUUGACUGAAAAUAAAAACGUAAGAAUAACGGAGAAUAAGACUUUUACUCAUCAUGGCAGCUCCACAGAGAAACGUUGAAAACUUCAUGAAGUCCGAGUCGGAGGGCAUUGUUCCUUCUCACCAGCAUAUGGACAUUGUUCAGAGGUCACUGGACAAACUUCUGAGCCUUUCUGCAGAGGACGCUACAGAGACAGAAAUGCUGCGGUCCAGGAUAGACGAGCAGUCAAGUCUGAUCUGCCUCCUGAAACAGAGGGCAGAUGAGCUGCUUCUUCGAUGCCAAGCCCUUCAAAAAAUCAAUACAGAGCUGGAGGACGGAGUAACAGACUGCCAAAAAGAACUGGACAGCGAGAGAAAAAAAGCUGAGUUGAAAGAGAAGAGGUUUAUGGAUUUAGCUGCCAACAACCAAGCAAUUAUUACUUUCAUGGAGGACUACAAAACUCAAAAUGACCAAUUAAAGAUGGAAAACAAACAGCUGCAGUCAGAAAACCAUUCACUUUUCUCCAAAAAAUUGCACGAUAAAGAAGUGCUUGUGCAAAAACUGAUGCAAGAAAUAAAACUGCUGACAGAGAAUUACACAAAUAAAGAAAAUGGAUAUCGGGAGAAAUUAGCUGAUUCCCAGUCAACACUCCGGGAAGAAGCAACUCAGCAGAAAGCCAAGAUGGCAUCGCUACUCAAUCAAUUGCACGACACCGAGCAACAGCAAAGAGAAGCUGCAGAGAUGUGCAAAGACUUGAAGCUGAAGCUUGAAAGCGCUGAGGAAAAGUACGCCUUGAAGGAGAUCAACGUGAGAAAAAGUGUAACAAGCCUUACCAAAGAGAAGGACAAGCUGUUGUCUCUGUCCAUGGAAAGAGGGAGAGUGAUACAGGAGAAACAAGAGGAAAUCCAGCAGCUGGAGAGAAAAUUGAAAGAAGAGAAAAAACUGCGGGCUGAAGCAGAAGACAGGUUUGAACAGGACGCAGAGGCUGUUGACGCAGACGUGAAGGUGGAGUCUCUCCGACGUGCUCUCAAUGAAACCACAACAAAGUAUGAAAAGCUUGAAAAGGAUUUCGAAGCCUUCAGAGAGCACAGUGCCAGCCUCCUUACACAAGAGAGGGAGCUGAAUAAGAAACUUCGCCACAUGAUAGGCUAAACUUAAGUAUUAUGUCAGUGUCAUGUCUUCUUACCAACGAGACACGUUGUCAAUGAAACUUUUUUUCCACCAGUGCUAACAAUGAAAAAGGAAAAACCAGGACAAAAAAAUGGAAAUAUCACAAUGUUUUUAAUUUCAUCACUCUAGUGAACUGGAGGCAUAGCGCAACAUACUUGGCAUGAAACAUUAGCGGUGCCUCUAAUAGAAAUUUGAUUGUACAAAUAUACCUGGCAGACAAAUCACAAUUGUUCAAUUGGACCCACCAUGUAGAAAGCUUGCUCUGGCAGGGCAUCGUGUUCACCUUAAAGAGAGACAAAGAACAGCCAUUUACCAUCAAACGUCCACUGACUGGAACUACACCAACCAAUACACCAACCAAUCUUUCCGUCCUUGGCUUGGGGGGCCAGCAGAUCUACCACCUUGAUGCCAGUGACCAGGAUCUCCUGCUCCACACUCAUGUCUGUGAACUCGGGGGCUUCAGCGUGAACAGGAGCAGUCCUGUUAGGAUAAUAAUUGUCCUGAUUAAAUAUGGAAUUUAUAUGUUAAAUCUAUAUAUAUUGUCAAUAGCAAUAUAUAUGUAUGUGUAUAUGUGACAAUUUUAUGAAGACAUCUUUAGUGGGAACAAAGGGGUUUGCAGUUGCUAUAGACAGGGCAUGGAAGUCAGAGACAAUGAAGAAUUUAGAGAAUGACACAAGGUUGGUUUUGGUAUUUUCAUGUUAUUUGUUGACAUGGACAAACAGACAGAAUAACUCCACUUCAUGAUCUUCAUGUUUGGUACUACUUGGAGCCCUCUCACCUAUGGGUUCUCCAAUGACAUUCAUGAUCCAGCCCAAGGUCUCAGGUCCCACGGGGAUCCUGAUGGGGGUCCCGUGUCCAGACCCUCUGUAGCUUCCAUGACAAUUGUCCCGACUGUGUUUUCACCUGGAGGAACGCACGAGGGGAGACAGUAGAAGACGGCGUUUAAAUCGACAUUUGUUGAUCAGCGUUCGAAACUCAAGUAUCACGUCAACCCACUUACCCAAAUGCUGUGCCACCUCAAGCACCGGCCUGCUCUCACGGCCAACCACCUCCAGUGCAUUGAGGAUGGGAGGAAGGCCCUCGUGAAACCGGACGUCCACCACGGCACCGAUCACUGCUGCCACUAUGCGGCCAUUGGCCAGAGCAGCCUGAGCAGCUGGUGCUGCGCGUAACCCCUUCCUGAAGAGACAGUGACAGAAAGAGGACAACGACAUUAAUGACAACACAAUAAAUGUGACUUUACAUGAGA